Messenger RNA from Schistosoma guineensis, 2133 nucleotides. The record is from the annotation of a GenBank genome assembly. Lineage: Eukaryota; Metazoa; Platyhelminthes; Trematoda; Strigeidida; Schistosomatidae.
AUGUACAAACUUGAUUCCCAUUCGCAAGACAAUUCCUAUACUUUUGGAGACUAUGAUUUACCUCGCAAUCGACAACAAAGGCUGAAUUGUAGUAUCCAAUCAAAUCAAAUUUAUUCUGCUCUUAUGGUUAUUCUCAAUGGAUUCAGCAGGUCUGUAAACCAACUACCUCGCAUUUCUCUGAGAACUAAUGUCCUAAAUACGCGUGCUCACUUAUUUGAAGUAUUCUUUCGACGAGUUGCACUUGGUUACAUUCGUGUGUUUCCUUUGACUGCUCGUCGCAUCAUCGAAUUCGGGUUUCUGGUACAGGCUGUUUUCGUACUAGUUGUAUUCAUACAUCUUCACGUAACAUUUGUAAAAUCUCCAGUAACGUGCUUGGAUCAUUUGCGUAGUGAAUUUGAAAGCAUAAAGUCUGGUUCAGGUGUAUCUUUUACCUCCAUAACUAUGGAUGCCAAUUAUUUGUCAAAAGGUAAUGGAUCAGAUUCUUUUUUACGACGUUCAUGGCCUAACUAUGGUGUUUUACGUAUUGAAGUCAUCCGUUCUCCUGAUCCGUUCUAUUCUCUCGAAGACUCAUAUGCGAAAGAGUUUUACGGUACUGAAACUGAUUAUCGUUUUGAAGCCAAAAAUGAAAAGACACCACAGGUUAACGAGUUGGAUAAACAUAUUGCCUAUAUUCCCAAAAAUUCAAAGUAUUCACUAGCUUAUUUUGCCGAGAAUAUCAUCCCCGAACAUCAGGACUUCUGGAAUUCACUUUUAUCUUUGCCAUUCAUUGCAUAUGGGUCGAUCAAAGAAAAUUUCAACCACUUUUUAAAUUACUUAUACGCUAGUAAUCGAGAGCGAACAUUCUCUUUUAAAGAGAAUGAGGAAAAUAUGUCUCCAUAUAACGCAAUUAUAACCACCAGGAAUAAACUCAGUCAGUUGUUGCCUGAAGUGAACCGGUUAUUAUUCGACUUCUUUGCUGGUAUCGUUGAUUUUAUUUACGACAUUCCUAUUCGUAUAUAUGCCUCGUCAGGUCCUGCACUAAACACAAAUGAGAGCUACAUAAUUGAAUACGCCUUGGAGUAUGGCUUUCUUCGUCUCUCACCGCGGGCCCGAAAUCGGCUUAACGUAACUGUAAAAUUAAUUGUUCUUGACCCGGAAACAAACCCUUGCUUCGGCAGUAAACUCAGUCGUUUCCUCAUGGAAGAGUUUCUCGGUUAUGAAGACCUUUUGAUUGGUAGUGUGAAGUACUUAUCGGCUAGCGAAGGAUUGAAAGGUUAUGUGGUAAACGUAAUGAGCGGACAACAUUAUAAGCUCGUUAUUUCGCAGAUGUCCAGGUCGUCCUACUUUGCUGCUGCUCUGAUCAUGUUACUAUUUACAUUUUGUAUAUCCGUUCUGUUAAGAUAUUCAAGUCAACAGCUUGUGGUUGUAAUAGCUGAUAUUCUCCAAAUGUUUGAAACGAAUACCUCGUUUGGGAUUCCUGUUGCCCCAUUUAUGACAGUGAUUCUUGCUCUUGUUGCCAUGGAAACUAUCAUGUCUGAAUUUUUUGGAGAUUCAAUCACUGCGUUUUAUGUUAUUCUCAUUAUAAGCGUUUGUGAUCACUAUGAAGCUGUAUUUUGUCGUACUGAAUUAAGCAAAAGAUAUUGGCCAAGGUACUUCUACUUGUAUCAUUUUGGAUUUUAUGCCUACCAUUAUCGUUUCAAUGGGCAAUUCAGUGGUGUUGCUCUUUGGGUUUCCUGGCUGUUUAUAUUGCAUUCAAUGAUUUAUUUCUUCCAUCAUUACGAAUUACCUAACCUGCUUAGUGAUUGGGAAUUCCGUGAAUUCGUUUCUAAUAAUCAACUUGUAGGUCAAAUUCAGCUACAAGUUUCCACACCAUCAUUAUCUGUCCGGAAUAGUCAGGAUGCUUCCAGCUUAAACCAUUCUAUCAACUCUCAUGAACGAACAGAGUCGUUAGGUGACUUAACAACUACUGUUGGGGAUUCAGACAAUCUCGAGUUAAAUGAAUUGUCUAACAAUAUUUUCACUGUUACAAGUUCAGUACCUACUUUUAGUGGGAUUUCCGAUGAAAUCGAAGCUAAUCGAAGUGAUUUACUUUCUAAUAAUACUGCAUUAGCUGAUUCUCCCACAACUUCUGCUAAUUUAAAUCACCUAGAAUAA